UGGUAACCCUAAGUUGGACGCCAUUUUGCGUGUGUGUUAAAAACUGUGAGUUUGGCGAAACGUUUUUGAUUUGUGAAAUAACCACUAACUUGUUUUUAUUAUAAUGGGCGAGGAUAAAGACCGCCGACGCAGAUCACGUUCAAGGGAACAACGGCGUCGUUCGCGUUCGAGAUCAAAAGAACGUAGAGAAAAGAGGAGGAGUAAAUCCAGGUCACCGCAAACUAAGAGAUCGCGCCGACGUAAGCCUUCCCUUUAUUGGGAUGUACCGCCUCCGGGUUUCGAACACAUCACUCCGUUGCAAUAUAAAGCCAUGCAAGCGGCGGGACAAAUUCCGGCUAACAUAGUAGCUGAUACGCCACAAGCCGCUGUUCCAGUUGUGGGCUCGACUAUCACUCGACAAGCACGCAGGUUGUACGUGGGCAACAUACCAUUCGGUGUCACCGAAGAAGAGACCAUGGAGUUCUUCAAUCAACAGAUGCAUCUGUCCGGCUUGGCACAAGCUGCUGGUAACCCAGUGCUAGCAUGCCAGAUAAACUUGGAUAAAAACUUUGCAUUCCUCGAGUUUAGGUCGAUUGAUGAAACCACUCAAGCUAUGGCAUUUGAUGGCAUCAAUUUUAAGGGUCAAAGCUUGAAAAUCCGACGGCCGCACGACUAUCAACCAAUGCCCGGGACAGAAAACCCAUCAAUUAAUGUCCCCGCUGGUGUUAUCAGUACUGUAGUUCCAGAUUCACCGCACAAAAUCUUUAUUGGCGGUCUGCCUAACUAUCUCAAUGAGGAUCAAGUAAAGGAACUUCUGAUGUCAUUUGGCCAGCUGCGAGCCUUCAACUUGGUAAAGGAUUCCUCAACAGGCCUGAGCAAGGGCUAUGCUUUUGCCGAAUAUGUUGAUAUAUCAAUGACUGAUCAGGCUAUUGCGGGUCUGAAUGGUAUGCAGCUGGGAGAUAAGAAGCUUAUUGUUCAACGUGCAAGUAUUGGAGCUAAGAAUUCAACAUUGGCAAUGACGGGCGCGGCGCCAGUAACUCUUCAAGUGGCGGGCCUGACGCUGGCGGGCGCAGGCCCGGCCACUGAGGUGCUUUGCCUACUCAACAUGGUGACACCUGACGAGCUUCGUGACGAGGAGGAAUAUGAGGAUAUCCUCGAGGACAUAAAGGAGGAAUGUAAUAAAUAUGGUUGUGUGCGUAGUAUAGAAAUUCCUCGUCCAAUUGAAGGCGUUGAAGUACCUGGAUGCGGAAAGGUGUUCGUAGAAUUCAACAGUAUCGCAGAUUGUCAGAAAGCUCAACAGACGCUUACCGGGAGGAAAUUCAGCAAUCGCGUUGUAGUCACAUCAUACUUCGACCCCGACAAGUAUCACCGCAGAGAGUUUUAAACCAUCCAACCCAACCAUCACCUCAAAUUAACUUUAAUCUUUAUGUACUCACUCAAUGCAGAUAAUAAUAAAAUCGUAAAAUAUGACAUGUUCUGUGAAUGAAGUUUACCAGCACACCUGUAAUAACUGAAUAACACAAUAAAUAAGGUAAUUAAUUUAUCUUUAAAAAAUU
Messenger RNA from Pararge aegeria (speckled wood butterfly), 1535 nucleotides. It is a transcript of the gene U2af50, whose product is annotated as splicing factor U2AF 50 kDa subunit. Gene Ontology annotation, molecular function: poly-pyrimidine tract binding; pre-mRNA 3'-splice site binding. The transcript has 8 exons. Gene Ontology annotation, cellular component: U2-type prespliceosome; commitment complex; nucleus. NCBI's taxonomy places the organism in Eukaryota, Metazoa, Arthropoda, Insecta, Lepidoptera, Nymphalidae. The record is from RefSeq and is a predicted model, not a curated record. Bases 104 to 1363 code for a protein of 419 amino acids. Gene Ontology annotation, biological process: mRNA processing.